AUGAGGGAGAAGUACCCGCCAAAGUCAUCAUCUUCGUCCUCAGGUUCAUCCACCAGCUCAGAGUCAAUAGAUACCCCUAUGUCGUCUUCGGUGGACACAUCGACGUCGAUGACUGAACAGUGGCAAAGUCCUUUUGAAGAGCGUCCCGUGUCCCUCCCAACUGAGGUGCAGGUAACCUCACGAGACGUGCUGCGAUCCUGGGCUGUUAGUGCUGAAAUACCCCACCAGCAUCUGACCAGUCUGCUGAAGGUGAUGAGGCAGAUGACGCCAGAGGAGCUGUACAGCUUGCCCUUGGACGCACGAACACUUCCCGGCGGAGCAGGCGAUCUGCCACUGGUAACGGCAUUGGGCGGCGGUGAGUACGUUCACUUAGGACUUGUAAAGUAGUUGACUGAGCAGUUACGUGCCUUUUCCAUGAAGGUGGGUGGAUAAAGAGAUAGUAGCUUACUUGGCCAUUGACGGUCUUCCUAUUCAUAAGAAGACCAAAAGAGAAUUUUGACCAAUUUUAGGCAGAAUUAUCCAGCCUUUUGUUGGUCAUAUUUUUGCUGUAGGAAUUUAUUGUGGGCAGGGAAAGCCGCCCGAUGUUCAGUCGUUUUGUAGACCUCUAGUUGACGAGUAAAGAACCCUUUGAAGUUCAGGUCUGCGUGUCGACGACAUCGACAGAACGCUGCAGUUUCGCCUGGCAGCCGUUAUCUGUGAUGCGCCUGCUAGGGCAUUCAUUAAGCAAAUUAAGAACGUUAAUGCAUACUAUGGUUGUGAACGUUGCUAUGUAAAAGGGGAGUACCUUGACAAAGUAGUUUACGACAGUGUGUCUGAGCCUGCUAGGACGGAUGAGGACUUCUUGACUCCUUUUGAUGGCAGUCAUCAUGUCGGUAUUUCUCCGUUACUUGUUUGUAAUGUCGGAAUCAUAAGUGCAUUUCCUCUAGACCCCCUUCAUUUAGCUUACCUAGGUGUACUAAGAAGGCUGUUGAACUUGUGACUUAGGAGCCCAAGGGAGAACGCUUUUAGGUUGUCAAGGGCAGCAGUAAGUACAGUUAAUGAAAGGCUCAAAUCACUGAAUGCGUACCUGCCGCGGCAAUUUUCGCAGCGUGCAAGGUCUCUAAAUGAUAUAGACACAUGGAAGGGCACGGAAUUACGUCAGUUUCUGCUUUACACAGGCAUAGUGGUGAUGCGAUACGUUCUUCCGCGUAGGUAUAUUAAGCAUUUUUUAUUACUUGUAGCUGCAGUACGCUGUAGGGUGAGGCCUCAGUCCUGCAAACAGUGGGUUCCCUUUUGCAGGCAUUCGCUAUGCAGGUUUGUUGAGAAAUUUUCAUCUUUAUAUGGUAAGGCCGAAGUGGUGUACAAUGUUCACAGCAUUGUGCACCUACCGGACGAUGUACUAAGACACGGUCCAUUGGAUAGUUUCUCGUCGUUUCCAUUUGAAAGUUACAUAGGCAAACUGAAGCGGAUGCUAAGGAAACCGUCACAGCCACUGCAGCAAGUAGUACGCCGGCUAGCCGAACUGCAAGGCCACUGUCAGGCGGACAGCAGUCAAAUGCAGUGGACUUUUAAGUAUGAGCAUUCUAAUGGCCCCUUGCCGGAAACGGGUGGAUGUUUUAGUCAGUUUCAGUUUAUUUAUAUCAAUAAUCUACUUCUUGGGACGUCGCCCAGUGAAGGAUCAAUAGUAAUCGAUGGAAAGUUAAUUGGCAUCCAAAACAUCAUCCGUUAUGCGUCGGGCAACGUAGCAGUAGUUUACGUUGAGUACGAUGAUAUAGAAGAUAAUUUUUUUUAUCCUACCAAUUCAUCGCAAUUAAAGAUUUUCAAGGCAACUUUAGGUACUGUACUCAAGACCUACCCACUUUCAUUAUCGGUGCGCAAGUAUGCCUGUUUUCCAAUCAACGACGACUACGUACUAAUGGAAAUCCACGGACGUUGGGACGCCGCGUAUCAGCAGUGCUUCGCAACCUAAGUACAAUCGACGAAAAGAUGAUGGCUUUGGACGGUAUUUCUCCCUCAUAUACUCAGCAAAAAGGUCAGUCGCACUGUUGCUCCCACCGUUCAUCGGUCACUUUCCACGUGUCCUACAACCCUACAGUCCCUGACCUUAUGAUACGUGGAUGGUGAAGGGAGGCAGUGAUUACCAAUAUAGCAUUCCCUACAAUAACCUACUGUUUUCUUGUUGGGUUGUAGAUCAUCAUGUCUCAGGAGUUACCUCCCGAUGAGAAUGAAAAGAACAAGAGGAAGUCGAAGAAUCCUUAUGACCCCCUAGUUUGGGCCCUGGGGGAGAUGCCAGAAUUGGCGUCGACGUCGGUAGGGCUACCUACUGUUUACCGAUUUUCGGUUUCAGGGAUCUGAAGGGGAGGCUACCGAUUCCAGCUCAACCAUACCGGGUUGUGCAUCUCCAAUUUACACGGGUAAGCUUCUAGGUACUGUAUGCGACUCGCGUAGGUCAUAACCGUCUUUUUAAUACACCUAGGCGGACGGGACGCCCAGGGCCUCAGCAACCCCGCCGGCGACGCCGGGCCAGUAUGAGGCAGGGACUGCGGUGGUUGAUGCAUUCCGUCGCAAUGCUAAUUGGUCAGGUCUCCGAGAUGCGUCAACAGCAGGCAGCAAUGAUGGACCUCCACCACGGCCACCGGGGCAUGUCCAGCAGCCCUUGUGAGUCCACCAGAUUCAAUUUGAGUCCGGUAGACACUCCGGAGCAGCUGGACGCCCUCACGAACGCCCUGGGCGAAGAAGCUUAUCGCCACCAACUGUAA
Molecule: messenger RNA, 2738 nt
Organism: Spirometra erinaceieuropaei
Lineage: Eukaryota; Metazoa; Platyhelminthes; Cestoda; Diphyllobothriidea; Diphyllobothriidae
Source: the annotation of a GenBank genome assembly